Hypomesus transpacificus is the source of this 2784-nucleotide messenger RNA. Its product is annotated as thyroid hormone receptor alpha. The record is from RefSeq and is a predicted model, not a curated record. The annotation marks the transcript as partial. Lineage: Eukaryota; Metazoa; Chordata; Actinopteri; Osmeriformes; Osmeridae. Gene Ontology annotation, biological process: positive regulation of transcription by RNA polymerase II; negative regulation of transcription by RNA polymerase II; cell differentiation. The transcript has 3 exons. Gene Ontology annotation, molecular function: RNA polymerase II cis-regulatory region sequence-specific DNA binding; nuclear receptor activity.
CCUGGCUCUGUGGGCCGCCCUGUUGACCCCUGGUGUCCUCUCCCCGUCCAGCCGGAGGACAUCGGUCAGUCCCCUGUGGCCCCCACGGCCGACGGGGACAAGGUGGACCUGGAGGCUUUCAGUGAGUUCACCAAGAUCAUCACCCCAGCCAUCACCCGCGUGGUCGACUUUGCCAAAAAACUGCCCAUGUUCUCUGAGCUGCCUUGUGAAGACCAGAUCAUCCUUCUGAAGGGUUGCUGCAUGGAGAUCAUGUCGCUCCGUGCUGCCGUGCGCUACGACCCCGAGAGCGAGACGCUGACCUUGAGCGGCGAGAUGGCGGUGAAGCGCGAGCAGCUGAAGAACGGCGGCCUGGGCGUGGUGUCGGACGCUAUCUUUGACCUGGGCAAGAGCCUGGCGCAGUUCAUCCUGGACGACUCGGAGGUGGCGUUGCUGCAGGCCGUGCUGCUCAUGAGCUCAGACCGCUCCGGGCUCACUUGCGUGGACAAGAUCGAGAAGUGUCAGGAGACCUACCUGCUGGCACUCGAACACUACAUCAACUACCGCAAGCACAACAUUCCCCACUUCUGGCCCAAGCUGCUGAUGAAGGUGACCGACCUGAGGAUGAUCGGGGCGUGCCACGCCAGCCGUUUCCUCCACAUGAAGGUGGAGUGCCCCAACGAGCUCUUCCCCCCGCUCUUCCUGGAGGUGUUCGAGGACCAGGAAGUGUGAGCGCCCCACUAGGAGGACGGAACCAAAACAAAGUCAUGAAAAGGAAGGGGGGAGGGGCGUCUUUGUGGGACUCAUGUUUCUCCAACCGACUUCUCUGGGGUUAAAAACUAUAUGGCCACAACACACCAGCAGCAGGAGCCCAACCAAUCGGGAUUGAGUUUUUAAACCCCUCCUCCUCCUCCCCCCCUUGAGCACCUGCUUUUCGAACCCGUUUGGAGGCCCUUCUGUCUGAGCACGAUGUCUUAUCCAGUCUGUUGCAGACAUUUGCCAAGACACACACACACACACACACUCAAUGACUCACUAAUGUAAUUCCUCAACUCAUACACACACAGGGGGAGAGGUACCCCUCUCUCUGUGUUGCACUGCCACUACAUGGUGGUCCUCACGUUGUUCGACCUGUUUGGAAUAGCAGCAGCCAGAUCAUCAAUUGGUUACCCUGUUGCACGGCCUCGUCUCUGAAUUAAUGUCAAACAAUCAUUCAGAAGAAACAGUCACCAAGUACAAACUCAAACAGUGGUCUGUCUUACAGGUUGAUGUGCUAAAAGCAUGUCACCAUUUAAUGACCAGACUGGAGAUAAGCUGCCAGACCUAGUAUCAACUCCUAACUCACAACUGAGCCAUUUCUCUCUCUGAUUGGAGCAGUGAGCAUGUUCGCAUCACUGUCCGGUGCUAUAUUUAAAAAAAGGCUACUCCAAUGUAUGAAUACGUGUCUACGUUGUAAAACUGCAGGCUAUGGCUCUGUAUCUACCUUCAGUUCAGUCAUUGGACCGGCUCCUGUGACACACACACACACACAUACCACACACACACGCAGUAGACCUGCCUUGUCAUUGCCCCUGCUUCUUGUGCCAGCAGGAGCCCCUCUCUUGAAUGACAAUUGAGCCCUUUCUCUCCAAGGAAAGUCACUGCGGUGAAGUAAAAGGGAGGGAUGCUAACAGGAUUUCACUCAGGGGAAGGCUGAAGAGAGAGAGAGAAGGGUGGGGGGGGGGAGUGAGAGAGAAAGAGGAAGGCAGAUUUAAUAGCUGCUAGAUUGAGUGCCUGGAGAUGGAAUAGGACCCUAGUCAGCUCCCACGCCCAGUUCUGUUUCAGGGCUUGAAUUGCAAGGUGCAAGGCAGGGAAGCUGACAUUACCAUAGCAUGCACACACACACACAUAUACACACACAGAUACACACACACACUUAUACAAACAGCCUCACCUCAGAAAACAAAAAUGCCUCAUUUUACUGUAUGCACUGCGGUGCUUAAGCCCUAACCUGCAGGGCUCCUCUGAGUCGUCUCCUACUGGACUCAGCUCAGUGUGGCCCCUCCGGGCUUCCGUACACAGGCCAUCGCUGAGAGCGGGCAAGGCCAAUAAAGCAGAUCAUUUACCUCAAAGUGGGCACAGCUCAGGCUGGGGGCACCGCCACUGUCCCUGUCCGACAGGGUCUACCUCACCUCUCUAGACACAGGGCAGCUGCCCACAGCCUCCACACACACACACACACACACACACCCUCAGUGCUAUCACUCAGUCGAAACAAAAUACCACUGAUGACAGGAGGGCCGGCUGUUCCCCAAUAUGACCUCACCUUUUUUGGGCGGGAAGAGGGGGGUGAGGCAGGGGAAUGGUACCCAAACGCUCUGGGUUUCUUUUUUUUCUUUCUUUUUGUUAUGUGGGACCAAGUGUCACUUUUAGAAUUUGGAAUCCCAUUCUGUUCUAUCGCUGUCAAAACAGAAGGACAAGAACACAAGCAGAUGACUAAGGAAGUGUACCUCAAGCCAGCCUGAACCGGGGGGGGUACUGAGAGACAAGACCCAAAAUGAUGGCCCCUAGGCCAGACCUAAACCGAUUGGGUUUAGCACUGUCUUCUAGGAAGAAAAACGUUUUUUGAGAAGAAACAACUAUUUUGAUGUUAUGCCAAGCAGUAGUAUGUGAAAGUGGCCCGAGUGGAUGAGUUCUUAUCAUGUGGAGGACGGUAUGGGCGUGGCGGGACUGAAAAGGAUCAUGGGUACCUGAGGUAGACGGCUAAGCCUUGCUGCCUCAACCUGAACCACAACCGCCGUGGAGGGGGGGGGGGGGGGGAGGGCAAAC